Messenger RNA from Armigeres subalbatus, 669 nucleotides. RefSeq lists its product as uncharacterized. Gene Ontology annotation, biological process: DNA integration. The coding region runs from base 1 to 669 and encodes 222 amino acids. The transcript has a single exon. Gene Ontology annotation, molecular function: nucleic acid binding. Lineage: Eukaryota; Metazoa; Arthropoda; Insecta; Diptera; Culicidae. The record is from RefSeq and is a predicted model, not a curated record.
AUGCUGCAAGGCAUCUUCGCCCGUUUCGGAAUGCCAGAAACGAUAGUCAGCGACAACGGUCGCCAAUUCGUCAGUGAGCAGUUCGAACUCUUCUGUGACAGCAACGGUAUACUUCAUCUCAAGACACCACCAUUCCAUCCGCAAUCCAACGGGCUUGCGGAAAGGUUCGUUGACACUUUCAAACGAACCCUCAAGAAAAUUACGGCGGGGGGAGAGAGCCUUAGUGAAGCAAUUAACACUUUCCUAUUGUGCUACCGUUCUACCCCCAACCGAAGCGCUCCAGAAGGAAAGUCCCCCGCGGAGUUACUACUUGGUAGAAACCUUCGCACAUCAUUAGAUUUGUUGAGACCACCAACUGCAUACCACAAAAUUGAGAACAACAAGCAAGAUAGUCAAUACAAUCGCAAACAUGGAGCCAAGAUCAUCAACUACUGUCCUAAAGAUUUGGUUUGGGCGAAAGUCUACAAAAAUAAUCGUUGGAAGUGGGAAGCUGGCCAGGUUCUCGAACGUGUAGAAAGUAUCGUUUACAACGUUUGGUUGCAAGGGAAAAUCAUACUUAUUCGUUCGCACUGUAAUCGAUUACGAAGUAGGUCGGAGUUCGAUGAAGUUCAUACUGAAGAAGAACAGAAGACAUCUUUAAUUCCAUUGGAUAUACUGCUUGAUUCGUGA